Molecule: messenger RNA, 1190 nt
Organism: Physella acuta
Lineage: Eukaryota; Metazoa; Mollusca; Gastropoda; Physidae
Product: tryptophan--tRNA ligase, mitochondrial
Biological process (GO): mitochondrial tryptophanyl-tRNA aminoacylation
Cellular component (GO): mitochondrial matrix; mitochondrion
Molecular function (GO): tryptophan-tRNA ligase activity; ATP binding
Source: RefSeq, a predicted model, not a curated record
CACAAGAGCGAUACUAAAAAUGGCGCUGCCCAUGUUUUCUAAAUUUUAUCAUAGGGCAACAAAACUUUGUCUUUCAAAAUCCUCUACUCAGUAUAUAUUUUGUUGUGUACAUGAAAGUAAAUCAGAAGAGAAUAAGGAAAGUAAGACUGCCCCAGCUGAGUGUAACUGUGAGCCAAGAGUGUUUUCAGGUAUCCAGCCAACAGGAACACCUCACAUUGGAAACUAUGUCAGUGCCAUUUCCAACUGGGUCAAGCUUCAGCAGAGGUACCCCAACAAUGUGUUGCUGAGUAUUGUUGAUCUACACUCAAUCACUGUACCACAGUCAAAGGAUGAGUUAAGAAAAAACAUCCUGAAUAUGGCUGCCUGCCUGCUUGGAUGUGGUGUAGAUCCUGCUAAGACAAUUCUCUUUCAACAAUCAAUGGUACCUUACCACACAGAAUUAGCUUGGAUCUUAUCGUGUCUCUGCACUUUACCUCGAAUAGAAAAACUGGCUCAAUGGAAGGACAAGAAAAGCAAGGUAAAAGAACCCAGUGUUGGUCUCCUUACAUACCCUAUACUGCAAGCAGCAGACAUCAUGCUUUACAAAUCCACCCUGGUUCCUGUAGGAGAAGACCAGACCCAGCAUAUUGAGUUGACCAGAGACCUGGCCAGAGCCUUCAAUCGUGUUCACGGGGUUGUUUUUCCUGACUGUAAAAUGUUAGCAGGUGAAGUUUCAAAAAUCCGAAGUCUUCGUAAUCCUUUAGUCAAAAUGAGCAAAUCUGAAGCCAAUGAAAAAAGUAGAAUCAACCUGACUGACACACCUGAUGAAAUAAGAGAGAAAAUUAAAAAAGCUGUCACCGACCUAACGUCUGAGGUGACGUAUGAUCCAGACAACCGCCCUGGAGUGUCCAAUUUAAUAGAGAUCCACCUAGCACUCAGUGACCUCUCUGUUGAUGAGGUGGUGGAGGAAUCGUACCUGCAAGCAGAGGAUACUGGCAUCUACAAGCAGAGACUGGCCCAGGUCAUCAUAGACAAGCUGGCACCAAUCAGACAGCAGAUUUUACAGUAUCAAGCAGAUCCUGGCUACUUGGCUCAAGUCCUACAGGCAGGAGCAGAGAGGGCUUCUGCAAUAGCUGAACAAACAAUGGCAGAGGUCAGGCUCAUGGUUGGACACAGAUGACCUCUAGACUAGAAUAAAAACAUUUUACACA